This is a messenger RNA of Menidia menidia (Atlantic silverside), 4586 nucleotides long. The record is from the annotation of a GenBank genome assembly. Lineage: Eukaryota; Metazoa; Chordata; Actinopteri; Atheriniformes; Atherinopsidae.
AAAGAAAUUGCCCGAAGUCUGCUGCUGCUGCGGCGGAUUCAAGGACAGUGGGGCUGGGCAGGGUGGGCUUGGCUCGGUUACGCUGUGGAUGCUGAAGAGGGAGAAGAAAACAUUUGUUACCGUAAUGGGCAUCCCGCUGAAAUACAGUUGGCACACAUUUAUGGAAGCAUGCUUUACUAAUUCGAACGCAUCUUGUACUGACAGUCUAACGAGGCUAAUAAGCGUCCGCUAUUUUGCAGCGUUUCUUGCGUAGACAAAUUGUUGCGUUUUUCCCAGUUAGGCUACGUCGGCCUUUGACAAUCUUUAUUUUUAAAGGGGAAGCUAAGCAUCACUUCGAUCAUCUUUGAUCAUCUGUGAUUCUGCAGGAAAGUACCAUGCUGACCAGCAUUACUGACGGGAUACUGUGCUGCCUGACAGGGAAAACUGCCAAUCUGGUCUUGCCUCUUGAGUCAUCAGAACCUUCAGAUGGUUUUGAAUUUGUGGAGGUGAAGCCUGGGAGGGUUCUGCGUGUGCGGCACAUUAUCCCUGAACGUCAGCCCAUUGACUCAAAAAAUAAAGAUGCGGGGGAGGAGAGGACAGAUGACAACUGCAAUGAUAACGACAAUGCCCCCCCUGAAGACUCUAACAGUACUAGUGUCCACUGUAAGAGGAAGAUCACAGUUUAUCGCAAUGGUCAGCUGGUGAUUGAAAAUCUCGGGGAUGUCUUGCACUCUGAGAUCCUGCAGUGUCAGGAUGGAGACGUAGAGCCCUGCAGCACAGUGGAGGUGGAGCUGGCUGACUUUAAAGAAAUAGCCUCUUCCCCAGACCCCAACCCUGCUCCUCCUCCCGGUCCUUUACCUUCCGGAGAAGUGAAGCCAUCCCCGCCUCCUCGCCGUCGCCGUCGGAAGCCCAAGCGCACAGUACUAAUCGAUUCAAAGCGGGUUAUCUCAAGCUGCAAAGGGACACAUUCGGAUGUAGCUUUGUUCUUUGUGCAUGGCGUGGGAGGCUCUCUGGACAUUUGGAGCAGCCAGCUGGACUUCUUCUCUCGACUUGGCUAUGAGGUCAUAGCACCAGACCUGGCAGGACACGGAGCAAGCAAUGCUCCACAGAUUGCAGCUGCCUAUACCUUUUAUGCUCUGGCAGAAGACCUAAGGGCCAUCUUUAAGAGAUAUGCCCGGAAACGCAACAUUCUCAUAGGCCACUCAUAUGGAGCUGGAUUUGCUCGCCAAGGUGCCAAAGAGAAGCAGUUGCUGAAGCAGGGCAAUGCUUUCAAUGUGUCUCCUUUUGUCCUACGAGCCAUGAUGAGUGGUCAGUACUGGCCUGAGGGGGAUGAAGUCUACCAUGCAGAGCUUACUGCGCCCAUUCUGUUAGUUCAUGGCAUGUGUGACAAGUUUGUACCAAUGGAUGAGGAUCAGCGUAUGGCAGAGAUCCUUCUGUUUGCAUUUCUAAAAGUCAUCGAUGAGGGAAGUCACAUGGUCAUGAUGGAAUGCCCUGACACUGUAAACACCCUCCUCCACGAGUUCUUUCUAUGGGAGCCUGACAUGUCCAGAAAAGACAGCUGCCAGACAGAUGUGGAGAAAACUGUUUCUGUUUGUGACAGAAGCAACACACUUAAAAUCAGUAAGUCUGUGGACAAAUAACAUUUGAAGAGACUAUUUGUAUCACAGAAGCAGGCAAAUAGCCUUUUUGGCAGUUGGGAAAUGCUUUUAUGGCUCCCCGGCAGAGGGAUUAUGCCCAGGGCCACAUGUUAAGGAUGUGGAUCACCACUGGUGCUCCAAGAUAAAGCAAGUAAGAAAAUUUGUUCUGAGGAAUGGAUGCAAACCCACAGUUUCCUCUUCCCUUUGAAAAGGAAGUUUGCAAAAUGACUCUGGACUUGGCACUCAUUUCAUCUGUGAAAUGUUUGUGAUGAAAAAUGGACUGGCGAAGAUGCAAAAGACAUAAGCUACUUCAAAAGAUGUUGGUGUUUCCCUCACCCUUCCUUUGAACUUGGUUGAAUAUAUCUUCAAUUUAUUUUCAACGAGGAAGGAAUAAUAAACGCGAAAAUGUGGGAUCUUGAUUUCCAGAGACUGAUGGUGAAGAACAGCUUAAAACAAGAUGAAAGACUUGACAAUAUUGAUUUAUUGUGAAAUUCUGGCAGGCAAUGCAAAAUUGGUGGAAUACAUUCAAUUACAAAUAAUAUGACUACACAUAUAAUAUACCAAUGUAUUCCAAAUCUAAAGUAUGAAUGUGUCAGAUGCUCAUAUGACUUAUAUUACAAUUCAAUGGAAAACAGUCCAGCCAAUUAAUCACAUUCUUAUAUGUGCUGUGUGCGCCAUCUCAAACAUGACUGCUCACAAUUAUGGUUGAAUUACGCAAACAGUAGUAUAAUUCUUAGUCACUAAAAAGUCAAGUGUCAGUGGUAAGCACAUUACCAGCAUUUCCACCUUGUAUUCCUGCAUGAAAAUGAAUAAUGAUUAAAACAUAUAUGACAUCUGGUUGUAAACAAAUACAAUACCAAGAAGCUUUCCUCGGACAUUUCCUCAGAUAUAUAUUAUCCUAAGGAUACAAUAAGUAAUGAGUCCCUGAAUUAAUUCAGAAUAUUACAGAUAUGAGCUUAUGGCAGUUGCAGUUGCAGUGCAGUAUACUGUUAUGUAAAAUAGAUUCCCAAUACACCUACUUUAAUAAGGAUGUUCCUCUCAUUGUAUAUUAAUGUGUUCAUUUCAUCCUGCAAUACAGGAACGAUUCCCAGGACAAAUUGUGGUUGUCUCAACUGCUUUACGGUGCUGUGUUUUUAAGCUGAAUUUCUUUCCUCUUAUUCGUUGGUACACCCUAUUUUUCGAUUUUUGUGUUAAACUGAAAGAAUUUUGGUCAGUGGAAGAUAUUCAUUCAUGAAUGCUGUUUUGUCUCACAGUGGGACAGUGUGGUGCAAGAAAAAGCGCGGUCUAAUAUAAUACCUGACGGUGUUACCUGUUGAAAGACAUAAAUAAGUGGAUAAGAAACAGAUUGUUAAAGUGAAAUUUGAGUCCUAUAAAGGUGAUAGAGAUUUGAUGGUGGUCUACUAAAUAUGCAUUUUGGGAGAAUGUGGAUGCAAAGUGACUCAUUUUAUGCAACUUUGAUGAAACCGAAAGGACAUAAACAGACUUUGUAUUGAUGACUGUGAAAACAUAUAUUCCCUAUGGACUUUUCAAAAACCAACAAGUGCUGCUGAUGUCUCCUUUGGUGUUAAAGGUGAGUAAAACUAUGGACUACAGGGUGCACAGACUUACUAUUAGGCUCCAAGUGUGCAGCUUCAAAAAGUCAUGUGUGCUGAAUCUAUUUGUUGUUAACAAAUUGUGUUCAUGUUAUUGUUACUUUUAUUAUUGGCAAUCACAAUAUAUGCAUUGCGUUAAUGUUUAUGCAUAUAACAUUACAUAGCCUAUAACAAUUUGACUCAUUAUAGGAUUGUGCCUUUCCUGGCAAGAAAUAAAAAUGUUCCCCAUUGAGUGUUUCUAUCAUCUUUUUUUACUUGUAGUAAUAUAAUUCAUGAUAUUAUUGUGCUUUACAAGCUUGCUUAUUAAACAUCAUGCAAGGACUACAUCAAUAGACUUGUACAAAAAACUGUAAUUUCAUACAGUCACAUAAAAAACAAAAAAACAACUAAGGAUUGUUUAACGAAGGAUUUCUGUUACAUAAUCAUACAAUAAUCUUAUAAUUUAUUAUAUAAUUUAACACCAAGCAAUCUAAAAAUCUCUUUUAGAAAUUAAGAAAUUGAGAAUAUCCAACAGAUCUUCACAAAGCAAAAAUUUGAGAAUUGAAAACCAAUGUAUCUGAAAGUCUAAGAACGAAUGAAGCAGCACAUUAGAGAACUUUGGUCAGUAGACACAUUGAGCAGUUUGCUCCUUUGUGUAAUGAAGGUGAUUAAGACAGCUAUGUGAGAUAAAUAAGUAAAAAAGACACUUUAAUAUUUAACAAAAAGUAAAACCAUUACAGUUUAUGUAAGGUGUACAUGGCAGAAGACACCUUAGCUGUGUACUACAGCUGUGACUGAGAUAAAACAACAAAGAAAGGAACAAAGAACUCACUAACUUUCUGUUUUUCUUCCUUGGAUGUGGACUACAGAUCAUAGGAAAAAUAAUUUGAAACAGCGUGUGCUAUGUAUUAUGUAUAUUUAUUUAAUGGAUUUUUAAUUUCUUUGAUUUAUGGCACAUUUCCUUUACAUUGACCUACUUCCAGAGAUUAGUUUUGGUCUUUGGAUUAGUAUUUGCUAAAUAGUUUAAUCUAUGCAUUAAUUUUACAAAUCGUGAAAAACAUCAUUAUUCAAUAUUUUUGUCCUUUUUGUUCCCUCUUCAUCAUUUUCAUCUCAGUUUCUAGUAACCAUCCCUAUCAGUGAUUUUUCUUGUCCCUUGGCAUACAUUCUCCCAAGGUUCCAUUGCCAGAAUUUUUUCUUUGUCCCUUGCUUUUAUCUAAUUAAUCCUCCUCUUAUAGGUUUUGUGUUCCUUUUUUGAGAUGCACUGUUUCUCUCUUUGUAUCAAGGAAUUAAUAAAUAACUAUUCAAAGUAGAAAGUGACUAAUUAUUUAAAAGCUGUGAUAAAAAUGACAGUAUAAUUUCAUUUUUAUUGCUUUGCAUACAUUUUAUGUGAGGUACCCAU